This is a messenger RNA of Papaver somniferum (opium poppy), 1179 nucleotides long. RefSeq names its product transcription factor MYC3-like. Gene Ontology annotation, biological process: regulation of DNA-templated transcription. The transcript has a single exon. The record is from RefSeq and is a predicted model, not a curated record. Lineage: Eukaryota; Viridiplantae; Streptophyta; Magnoliopsida; Ranunculales; Papaveraceae. The coding region runs from base 1 to 1179 and encodes 392 amino acids. Gene Ontology annotation, molecular function: protein dimerization activity; DNA-binding transcription factor activity; transcription cis-regulatory region binding. Gene Ontology annotation, cellular component: nucleus.
AUGGAAAACUGCAGCUUUCUCUAUGCUCCUUCAUCUUCAGCAAUAUCUGCACCAAAUAGCUGCAGCAUCAGCACUGGAUCCGCUUCCAUUUGGUUGGCUACAGUUCUCAAAGAGCUUGGAGAAUUCCCUUGUGAUAGGGCAAAUCCAGAUGAAGCAGCUGCUCAACUACAUGGAUGUGGACUCAAUGUUCUAGUUAAUGAUCCUAUCUCCACAUCGACUACUUUAGAAGACAUGGUAAAUUCGGGAUCCAGCAGCUCGUCCUCGGAUUUGGAAGCACCAAAACAAGAUCUCAUUCAAGGACAAGCCAACGAGUCUGUGAUAGGUGAGGUUAAACAUGUAAGUUCAUUUGGAGUAAGUGACAUGGAUUCUUUAAUGUGUUCAAUGAAUGAUUAUUGCUCCCAGCAAUUUGGUUUCGAUGGUUACUCUCCUGUGGUUGCUGAUCCCAAUGUUUGUGGUUUAGUCGUAAAUGAUGAUGACGACGGCAAGAUUAUAGAUGAGAUUACAACGAGUCCAACACCAAAGAAUAAGAAUAAGAGAGGAAGAAGCAAUAGUAAUUCUGGUGGUGGCCGAUUGAGUCAUAUGGAGGCAGAGCGGCAAAGAAGGGAAAAGUUGAACCAGCUGUUCUAUGAGUUAAGAUCGGUAGUACCAAAUGUGUCAAGGAUGGACAAGGCUUCUUUGCUUUCAGACACCUUGUCGUAUAUCAAUGAACUCAAAAGAAAAGUGGACAAAUUGGUGGCUGAUCAACAGGCUAAAUUAAGAGGAUCCAAGGAGCCAUUAAACAGCAAGACUACAACGAUGACUAAAACAAGUGGUGAAAGCAUAGUUAAUGAUGACGGCAAUGAUGUCUCCGAUAGGAAUUCAACAUCUGAUAAUGCAGAUGGAGGCAGGGUCGACAUGACCUCGAUGAAGAAUAUGGAAAUCGAUGUUAAGAUGAUGAUGGAUUCGCACGCUAUGAUACGGGUGAUAUCAGAGGACGUGAAGCAUUCUUCAGCUGGACUAAUGAAUGCACUAAGAGAACUAGAGUUUCAAGUACAACACGCCAGCAUAUCCAGAGUCAAGGAUCAAAUGCUGCAGGAUGUCAUGGUUAGACUUCCUGAGAACUCCGUUAAGACCAUCAGCACAGAGGAGGGGGUAAAAGCUGCCGUCUUUGCGAAACUAAAGAAGCAGCGCUUUACAUAA